GAAAACCGGCAUUUCGACGGACUUUUAUGGAGUAAAACUUUCAGACUUCAGGACCGCAUAAAUUGUAUGAAUUUAGCAAACGUUAUAAAUUGUAAAAGAAAAAUACUUCAGUAGUUUCUGGUGUUGGCUUAGUCACAAAAAGUGGAGAUAUUAGCUUAAUUAAACCUAGUUUUUAUCUUCUGUCAGUUGACUAAAGCAACUGAUUCAUUAUCUAUAGCCAUAGUGAAAAUGAGGACUUUAACUUCAGACAGCGGCCAAGAGGAAACUGUGAGCGUGAGGAGAAGUGAAUCUUCAGACGCUGAGGGCAUCAGUCGCCUCAUCAGCCCAUCAGCUGAGGCAGUGUUUGGGAAGAUCAGCAUCAUUAAUCUACUAGAGAAGGCCAACCUGGCUGUGACUCUGGCCAAUGAGAAGGAUGACAUUGUGGCUCACGCCUCAUUCUUCGAUCACCCUUAUGGAGGCUUGGUGGAUCAGGCUCAGUGGGAACCUUUCCUCCAGGAGCACUUCAGCGCUGAAAAAUGCACACCCAUGAACACACUCUUCCUCCAUCUUUUUGUGGCUCAGCCAGGUUUCACCACAGCAAGUAUCAAGGAGAUCAUGAAGGCUGUGUUUAUUAACGUCCCAGAGCUUGAAAACAUCUGCCUUGUUGGUCCAAGCGUCAGUGAAUUAGAGCCGGAGCUGGAGGAGGUCUUUAGGCCGAUGCAGCCCCAGACUGAUCCCAAACCUCAGUGUUUAGCUCGGAUCUGCCACAGACACGACCACUACCCAAAGGCCCUCGUUCGGCCGGCCCAGGUUGAGGAUCAUGACGACAUCAUGCGUCUGUUCACAAAACAGCCUAAACUCCCGUCGGUCUUCAAGCAGCCGUACUUCCUGGUGCAGCUCAUCGAGGAUCAGACGGAGAACAAUCACACUGCUGUUUGUCAGGUUGACGGCGUCAUCGUUGGCUUCAUCAGCGUUACUGCACAUGUAGACGUCAAGCGGCUGCAGGACAACUUCGAUCUGAGCGAGUUUAGCGAUUUACAGCAACAGACGGAGGUGAAACACGAUGAAGCUGCUACUCAGUCUGAUAAAGCAGAAGAAAGUCAAACCUCCUCCUCAGAACAUGAGGAGAAACAGUCGACUGAGGCAGCACAGCUUCCAAGUAAUCAAAAUGCCUUCUGCAUCCAGUUCUUCACUUUUGACAAGAAGUAUGAAAUGAGAUCCAUGGACUUCAUCCCAUACGUAUUCAAACUUUUCCCGGACCGGGAAUUCUGCAUCAUCACUGUCCCACAUCUGUUUCGAGAGUUCCCGCUGCUGCAGAACUUCAUCAGAGUACCACCUCGUACUCAUUUCAGCUCAUUUCCUCAAGAACUAUACGUCUUCCACCGCCAUGGACUCAGGAGUGUUGAGGUGAGGAGGGCUGUGGCCUCGGACCGACCGGCUGUUUCAGAUCUGGUGAAGGAUUUGAGAUUAAACCAGUCCCUGCUUCAGGACCUGGAUCGCUCCCAGGACGGCGUGCUUCUGCAGGCCUUCGUGGUCCUGGUGGGCGGUCUGGUCGUGGGGAUACUGAUCAUCAGAAAGGAGGAGGACGUCGAGUACAUCUGUGCCCGUUACAACAUCGAGAACUACAUCUACUUCAGCGAGCACUGCUACGAGGAGCACGCACGGCUCCUCCAUUUUGUCCUCAACGCCCUCUUCCAGCAUUUCACCAAACACGUCUUUAAGGAGGUCCUAAGGCUGGCUCACAUAUCCUGCCUGUACCACCGCACAUACCCCCCCGAACUCAGCCAGGAGAAUUCCUGCGUCCCCAAUCUGGAUUUGUUCCUGAACUGUGCAGUCCCGGUCCACCCGCGACGCCAGAUCAUCUACCCACUGGAGGAGCUUGGCACCAACGCCCCGUCCAGGCGGAUCACAGAGGACCAGCCUCCGUUUUCGCUCAGCCUCAUCAGCAGAAAGUUAACCAUGGAGCCAAAGGUCACCGUGAACGUCAGGAUUGUGGUGGUGGGGGCGUCGGACACAGGGUUAUCUUUCCUGGAGGUGUUGUGCUCCUGCCCUCACCUGCGUUUCAAGAAUUUGACCCUCAUCUCGAUGCACGGUUUCCCCGGCGACUACAACCACGAGGACGCCGGCUUUCUGUCCACAAGUCACGGUUACAGCAGCAGAGACCUGGCCCUGGUCCCUCUGCGAUCCCACAUCAGCGUCAUCACCGGGAAGAUGGUGGGUCUGUGCAGGAAGUCCAAACGCAUCCUGGUGUCCAACGGCAAGAGAGUCCCCUAUGACUUCCUGGUCCUGUGCACAGGCCUGCAGUAUCAGGUGCCCAGUCCCACUGGCGAUGUGGGCCAGUCGGUCCCAAACCUGCAGCUGCAGGCUCAGUGGACUCACCGCACAUACACCGGUCCCAUCCCGUCCAACCUCUUCACCCUCAACGACCUCCAUGACUGCAGGGCCGCCCAGCGCUGGAUGUGCGCCAACUUUGUGGAGCUGCAGGAUAACGCCGUCGUCUAUGGAAGCAGCGUUGACGUCUACACCACCGUGGAGGCCCUGCUGAGCCUCGGGGUCCGGGGGUCUCGCAUCCAUCUGGUCCUCCUGCCCUCCAAACCGGGCGUCUCCUGCUUCAGCGACCCCUCUGUGGAUAAAGCUGUGACGGCAGCCCUGAAGACGGCAGAGGUUCACGUCCACCGUAACUGUCUCCUGGCCCAGAUGAACGACGGCGAACACCCCGACCCCCUCAGGAUGGUGUCAUUCACCACCGACGCUGAGCUGCUCCGUCUGCAGUGUGGGGUGUUCAUUAACCUCUCCACUAAAGGAGUCGACCACGAUGCCUUCAGGAGCAUCACCAAAUCCCACCUGGUGUUCGACUACAGACUCGUCAUAAACUCCUCCUUCCACACUUACGACGAGGCCAUCUUGGGCGCCGGGCCUCUCACCAAAUUCUCCCGCCGCUACUACUCAGAUGAGUGGACUCACGCCAACUUCAACUCCAGAGAGGUGGGGCAGGCGCUGGCCGUGGAGAUGCUGCCGAUGUUCGACCCAACGCUGAAGCCGGCCGACGAGACAGCUGACACGGACCGCCUCAUCCCCAUUUACAAAGACGCCAAGAUUCAAGGUGGUCGACUGCCUGGAGGUCUUAACUAUCUGCAUGUGACCAAACCGUCUCCUAACAUCUCAGAUCCUCCUGUUCAACAUGUCCAGGACUCUGUGAUGAAGACGGGCCGGGCAGAGAUGGGGAACUACUUCUGUCUGCGUCUGAACCCGUACCAUCAGGUGGAGACGCUCACCUGUCUGUCCCUGAAGCCCCUCCCCGUCUCCAACUACCUGUGUCUGUACAGGAAACACAAGCUGCUGCUGAGCCAACUGUCCACCCACUACAACGACGGCCUGAUCCCAGACCUGUACAGUUUCUUCAGUCAGAGCUGCUUCAUGGCCAUUUUCCACGACCGCUUCUCUGACUUGGAAGAGGAGCUGAGGGAGGCUGUCAAAAAGAAACGCACGGAGGAAGAGUCCGACCUGCCGUCGAUGGACGCCUUCCAUCUGGACGCCGACAGUCGAGCUGCUGUGAGAAACAUCGCUGUGAAAUUCCUGCGCUGCAACCGAAACCUGCUGCCCAUGUUCGCAGAAGCAUCGACGUCACCGUACGACGACUGAGAGAGUCUGGUCGCCCACGGUUUUAUUUAAGCACAGCUAAGGCAGACGUUGAUGCAGUGUUGGGGUGUUUUUAGGAGUUCUUUAACCUUUGUCGUGUACAUUUAAGGUCACAGAAGACAGGAAGUGUUUGUCCUGGAAGCUGCAACAGUUGGAGUUGUAUUAAAUGUGCAGUAUCCAUUUCCAACCACUAGGUGUGUCUCCAUUA
Sphaeramia orbicularis (orbiculate cardinalfish) is the source of this 3826-nucleotide messenger RNA. It is a transcript of the gene cfap61, whose product is annotated as cilia and flagella associated protein 61. NCBI's taxonomy places the organism in Eukaryota, Metazoa, Chordata, Actinopteri, Kurtiformes, Apogonidae. The coding region runs from base 229 to 3621 and encodes 1130 amino acids. The transcript has 26 exons. The record is from RefSeq and is a predicted model, not a curated record.